This is a messenger RNA of Sparassis crispa, 912 nucleotides long. RefSeq lists its product as hypothetical. Lineage: Eukaryota; Fungi; Basidiomycota; Agaricomycetes; Polyporales; Sparassidaceae. Bases 1 to 912 code for a protein of 303 amino acids. The transcript has 5 exons. The record is from RefSeq and is a predicted model, not a curated record.
AUGUCUUUGCUCGGCCUCUCUGAGGCUGACCUGCUGUUUCUCGUCGACUUCAUCCGCUCUCGGGCUAACCUCCCUCCACAAAUUACCUCUAUUCUAUCUAAGCUUAACCCAGCUGCCUCUCUGGAGCUUCCAGUCAUCCAACCUCAUCUUCAAGGCUCAAUAUGCACUUCUCUGAGAUUACCUUCGAUCCUCGAAGACCUCGCUGCAGCUGGCCACUCUGAGGACAAUGCUACCUUUGAGUACCUCCACCUCCAGCAUACGCAUGGACCCCCUCCAGGUUCUCUGGGUUCUUCACUCACCCCAUCUCCUGGAAGUCUGUAUGAAAAUCAGAAUGCCAAUGCCGACUGGCCUGUUGAGGACGAGAAUGAGGUUGAGGAUGAGGGCGAGGAGAAUAUGGAGGACAAGAGUGAGGAGAAUAUGGAGGACGAGGGUGAGGAGAAUAUGGAGGAGGAGACAUCGGAUGAGGAGCCUCUCAUAGACUUGGUGCAUCAUCUUGGUGGAGGCAACUGUGUUCGAGGGGGAAAGAAAGCAGGCAAGGCACAUGGAAUGGCGUUGAUAGAGAACGAUCCUGCAGAGGAGGAUCAACGCAUGGAGAUUUUUGAGGAUGCGAAUGUCGAGCAGGGUGAUAGUCCAUUCAACGAGAGUGGGCCUGGCAAGGCUGCUACCCACUAUGUUGCAUUGCUUGCUGAGGGCACAUCAAGCAAUGUUGAAGGCCCAGAGGUUGCUAUUUGGGUUGGUGCCAUGAAGGAUCUUGUCGAAGGUCAUAUGUGGGAGCAUCUAGAUAGCGCCUUCGACACUAAUGCAUUGAGGGCACUCGUCUACCACGUACAUCGAGCUGAACAUGUGCUGUUGGGCACAGAAGUUGUGGCAAUGUUUGCGAAGGUCCAAUUGGCCAUAAAGAUAGAAAUGUGA